CCGCACCAAAGCCACCGUUCCCUACAGUUCACCCCUGCCUGCAUCCACUCCACACCAGCAACCCAGUCACAGCUCACAUCCCCCGACACACCGCGCAGAGAAGCACGGGAGCAGUACAGCCCAGUCGCGGACGCGCAGUGGAGAUCGCCAGGCUCCAGCGAGGGGAGAGGGAGGAAGGGGGGCCGGCGACCUGCGUGGGCUCGCUCCGGCCCGAGCUCUCCGCGCCGCCUCGGCGCAAUGCCGGCCGCUUCCGGGGCAGAUCGGGCUGGUCCCUGGCCGCGGCGCUCGAUUGGUGCGCUCCUCGCGUGACUCUGGUCGGAAGGUCGGAUCUUGAGGCGGGCGUCCGGGGAGGGAGGCGCCUGGCCUUUUCUCGAUUUUUGCAGCCUGCCAAAGAAGAGUGAAGAGCCGAUUUGUAAACUUGGACUGUGAAGUUGAAACCUAUUCGAUUCCAGAAAACCUCAACCAUGCAGCAUCUUAUACUUGCAGCCUUGUCUGCUGCUGUUCUUUCUGCAUGCCUCCUGCAUGCGGAAAGUGCUGAUCUGAACUCUGACAAGCAGGCUCUUCUUGCAUUUGCUGCAUCACUGCCCCAUGGCAGGAAGCUCAACUGGAGCUCCACAACACCUCUCUGCACUUCUUGGGUGGGAGUGACAUGCACACCGGACAACAGUCGUGUACACACAUUACGCCUACCUGCAGUAGGGCUCUUUGGCCCCAUACCCUCGGAUACGCUUAGCAAGCUUGAUGCCCUGGAGGUAUUGAGCCUCAGGUCCAAUCGCCUUACUGUUGACCUCCCUCCUGAUGUGGGAUCUAUUCCUUCUCUUCAUUCCCUCUUUCUUCAGCAUAAUAACCUGUCUGGAAUUAUACCAACUUCCCUUUCUUCCAGUUUAACAUUUCUAGAUUUGUCCUACAACACUUUCGAUGGAGAAAUCCCAUUGAGAGUGCAAAAUCUCACUGGACUUACUGCAAUUCUUCUCCAGAACAACUCUCUUUCUGGGCCUAUCCCUGACCUCCAACUGCCCAAAUUGAGGCAUUUGAAUGUGAGCAACAACAACCUCAGUGGUCCAAUACCACCUUCCCUGCAGAAAUUCCCAGCCAGUUCCUUCUUGGGGAAUGCUUUUCUAUGUGGGUUUCCAUUGGAAUCAUGUCCUGGAACCGCACCUUCUCCUUCCCCAACAUCACCAUCACCAAUGCCUAGCAAGACCAAAAAGAGCUUCUGGAGAAGGAUUAGAACUGGUGUUCUAAUUGCUGUUGCUGCUGCAGCAGGGGUGUUGUUGCUCAUUUUGAUUAUCGUACUCUUGGUGUGUAUUUUCAAGAGAAAGAAACACACAGAACCUACCACAACUUCGUCGUCCAAAGGAAAAGCUAUUGCAGGUGGAAGGGUAGAAAACCCUAAGGAAGACUAUAGCAGUAGUGUUCAGGAAGCAGAGAGGAACAAACUGGUGUUCUUUGAGGGUUCUUCAUAUAAUUUUGACCUGGAGGAUUUGCUGAGAGCUUCAGCUGAAGUGCUUGGAAAAGGAAGUUAUGGGACUACCUACAAGGCUGUUCUUGAGGAUGGCACCGUAGUUGUGGUCAAGAGGUUAAAGGAGGUGGUGGUAGGGAAGAAAGACUUUGAACAGCAGAUGGAGAUAGUUGGCAGGAUUGGCCAGCACCAAAAUGUUGUUCCAUUGCGUGCUUAUUAUUACUCCAAGGAUGAAAAGUUACUGGUGUAUGACUAUGUCCCAUCUGGUAGCCUUGCCGCUGUUUUGCAUGGGAAUAAAACUACGGGAAGAGCUCCAUUGGACUGGGAGACCAGAGUAAAGAUAUCUCUUGGUGUGGCUCGUGGAAUCGCUCAUCUUCAUGCUGAGGGAAGCGGGAAGUUCACCCAUGGCAAUCUCAAAUCAUCGAACAUCCUUCUGUCGCAGAACCUCGACGGUUGUGCCUCUGAGUUUGGCCUGGCACAGCUCAUGAGCAAUGUACCUGCUCCUGCGCGGCUUAUCGGAUAUCGUGCUCCAGAAGUCAUGGAGACGAAGAAGCCAACCCAGAAGUCUGAUGUCUACAGCUUCGGUGUGCUACUCCUUGAAAUGCUAACUGGGAAAGCCCCUCUCAGGUCUCCGGGACGCGAUGAUUCCGUCGGCGACCUUCCGAGAUGGGUGCAGUCCGUGGUCCGAGAAGAGUGGACGGCAGAGGUCUUCGACGUGGACUUGUUAAGGCAUCCAAACAUCGAAGACGAGAUGGUCCAGCUGCUCCAGGUCGCGAUGGCGUGUGUCGCCAUCCCCCCUGAGCAGCGGCCUAAAAUGGAGGAGGUGGUCGGGAGGAUCACCGAGAUCCGGAACUCCUACUCGGGGGCGAUGACGCCGCCGGAGGAGACAACCCUGGCGCCGCCAUAAGGGCACAAAGAUAUAACCCCUUGUAUUCAGCAGAUGUAGCUAUAGCUAGGUCGCUUAGUUACAUGCUUAUAGAUAAUAGCCUCAGCAAAGUUGAUAGCCGCUUGCUUUUACCUGUUGAUCUCUGAUGAUUCUUUGUUCCAAGUAACUUUUGCUGUGCCAUUUUGGCAGUAGCGAACUAGUGAUCGGGAUGAUGGCCCUUGCCGUCGUUCUCUUUUCGGUUAAACCGGUAGGUCUUGUGAUCUGGUCUUCACAGCGUUCGUGCUCUUCUGUAAUUCGGCAUUGUUUUUCCCGAGUGUGAUUGAGAUUCAUCCAACUUAACUUCC
Molecule: messenger RNA, 2689 nt
Organism: Brachypodium distachyon (stiff brome)
Lineage: Eukaryota; Viridiplantae; Streptophyta; Magnoliopsida; Poales; Poaceae
Product: probable inactive receptor kinase At5g58300
Exons: 3
Coding region: 465-2366 (633 amino acids)
Biological process (GO): protein phosphorylation
Molecular function (GO): protein kinase activity; protein binding; ATP binding
Source: RefSeq, a predicted model, not a curated record